Molecule: messenger RNA, 858 nt
Organism: Ostertagia ostertagi
Lineage: Eukaryota; Metazoa; Nematoda; Chromadorea; Rhabditida; Trichostrongylidae
Source: the annotation of a GenBank genome assembly
AGCGGAGUCAGGGUCGGUGCUAUACACGUAGACCCAGCAGGAGUUUUGAUAGAUGGAGGAGUCGCUUCCGUGUUGUGUGGCACCCAUAACCCUAAGUUUCAACGUGAUGCCUUCUUUGUAGAUAGCCAGGGAAAAUUUAGCCGAUUAGUAGUUCCGUUCCACCUUUCAAUGCUUCGCGUUACUUCACAGGAUCAGCACGAUCAAUUGUUACUAUCGAAGUUUUCUUCUUCGCCUUAUUUGGACUCUUUCAUGGAAAUCUAUACAAUGCUUCGAAUGUCCAAAUCAAGACGUGAACUGAUUUUGCUAAUUCUGCCACUUGUUAAUGAUUCCUCCAAACUUGGAAAAGAUUUUGGAUGCAAUACCGAAGGAAUCGGCCGUCCUACAAUGAGUGUUGGUGAGUUUCUUGGAUUUAUCGACUGCAAAUCGACGAGCAGUGCCCUGUGGGAAAGAAAUUAUCCUGACGCUGACCUCUUCCGAUUCGGCGAAUUCGUCUUCGCGCCUUCGCUACAAGGACGCAUUGAUGUCGAGACCUUCUUCGAUAGUGUACUGGUCGAGCUGCCAUUCGCCUUAGCGGAUUUCGCUGAUCUUCUUUCCUUCGUUUUCAUUAGAUACCGGUCAGUGGUUGGCGGAGAGGGCUUCGUGAGUCUGUGCGAUCUUCUCUUUCGUUUCGAACAACUUCAUCCAGGUUCAUUGGAGAAAUGUGAAAAAAUGGCUCUGGAGUGUACAAAUUUGAGCCGAGCUCUCCUUCUUUAUGCUUCAUGUUGUCUUGUAAAAGCGAAACUGCCGAAGAAAUGCAAACUGGAAGCAGUUGAGCCAAUGGAGACUGGCGAAGAAGACGCUAUCGUCCAAGGUAUUUAG